Messenger RNA from Melospiza melodia melodia, 2514 nucleotides. Its product is annotated as serine/threonine-protein kinase pim-1-like. The transcript is spliced from 10 exons. Gene Ontology annotation, biological process: negative regulation of apoptotic process; protein autophosphorylation. The record is from RefSeq and is a predicted model, not a curated record. Gene Ontology annotation, cellular component: cytoplasm. NCBI's taxonomy places the organism in Eukaryota, Metazoa, Chordata, Aves, Passeriformes, Passerellidae. The coding region runs from base 1 to 819 and encodes 272 amino acids. Gene Ontology annotation, molecular function: ATP binding; protein serine/threonine kinase activity.
AUGGUGAUGCAGACGCAGCAGGGCCUGAAGGAGCAGUACAGGCUGGGUUCGCUGCUGGGGCGCGGCGGCUUCGGCAGCGUCUUCGCGGCCACGCGGCUCUCGGACGGCGCCCCGGUGGCCAUCAAAAGGGUGCCACGCAACCGCGUCCUGCACUGGGGCGAGCUGCCCGACGGCACCAGCGCACCCCUGGAGAUCGUGCUGCUGGCCAAGGUGUCCACUGGCUUCCCUGGUGUGGUCCAGCUGCUGGAGUGGCUUGAGCUCCCCAAGGACAUCUUGAUGGUGCUGGAGCGGCCAAAGCGGUGUCAGGACCUGCAUCGUUUCAUUCGGGCACGGCGGUUCCUGCCCGAGGAGGAGGCGCGGGAGCUGUUCCGCCAGGUGCUGGAGGCCGUGCGGCACUGCACCAGCUGUGGGGUCCUGCACCGUGACAUCAAACCAGGGAACAUCCUGGUUGACCUGGACACUGGGCAGGCCAAAGUAAUUGACUUUGGCUGUGGCACCUACCUGCAAGACACAGCCUACACUCACUUUGCAGGAACACGGUCAUACAGCCCCCCGGAAUGGACCCACUUUGGCCGGUACUAUGGCAAGCCAGCUACCAUCUGGUCCCUGGGCAUCCUGCUGCACCAGAUGGUCUGCGGGGAGCACCCUUUCAGGAGGGGCCAGAACAUCAGCUGGGACCAUCAGCUCUCGCUGCCACAACGGCUCUCUCAAGAGUGCCAAGAUCUGAUCAGGCAGUGUUUAUCCAUGCUGGACUUGGAAAGGCCCUCAUUAGAAGAGCUGUUCUGUCAUCCUUGGAUGAAGGAUAUUCAUCUGCCCUAGAAGAAGGGAGAGAGCCACAGGCACACUUUGAUCCAGGGCCCUGCUGGGGCCCUGGGCAGAGCCCUGAGAGCCUGAUCUGCCCCCAGGGAAGGAGAAGGAGCCCCUGGAGAAGCUGUACCAGGUGGGGCUGCUGCUGUUGGAGAGAGUGAGGAUGACACCAAGGAUGACAAGCUCUUCCUCAGCCUGGCCAGCUGAAGAUGAUGGACUUUGAUUCUGGCACCUUCUUCAAAGCCAGGCUCCACAGUGAAUUUGCAGAUGAGUCCACAUGCAGGGGGAUGUUCUCAGAUUUGGGCAUUGCCCAGCCUGGCUGGGAACCAAAGGCUUCCCCUUUGCUGGGGCAGAUGCAGCUCAUUCUUCAGUGGCUGCCCAGCUGCUUUUGGCAGGGCUGGGGCAUGGCCUGGGGUGGGUACGAAAUGGGAGUGGGCUCCUGGCCCUGCCAACAGCCCCCAGCACCCACCAUGCCCCGGGCUGGGGCUGGGGCAGCCAGCCCGACACAAACAAAGCCCCAUGGUGGGAGCAGAGGUGGGACUCCAGAACUUGUGCAGGGGCUGCUUUGCUGUACAGGCAAGGAAGGGCUUGGGCUUCUCCACUGCCCUUGUUUGCUUUGGGGUCACCGCGAUUUUAGGGGGCAGUGCAGGGGGGGAAGAGAGAAAGUGUGGGCUUCCCUCACCCAUGGAUGGGUUUUUCCCUAUCAUGUGGGGGUUUGGCCUUCCUCAAGGCCCUGACAGAGAUGGGAGUUUUUACUGUUUUUCUUGUUUUCUCUUUUUGUCUCUAAUCUCUUUUCAAUAAUGUGUUGUUUGUUUUUCCAGAGGAAGCGUUCCAGGUGGUCCAGUGUGGAUGGGGAAGUGCUUGGGAGCAGCUGUGGCGUGGAUGGGCCGUGCCCUUGGAGAAGGCUGAGGACAUGGUUUGGGAGCAGCUUUUCUUUCAGCCGUGGCUGGCGUGAGCCAGGCUCUGCGGGUGCUGAGGCUGCUCUGGGCUCUGCCAGGGCUCUGCUGGGCUCAGCCCUGAGCCCAGCUGGGCUGGCUCUGCCCUCACAUUGCUCUGACAGCUCUGCAUCAGAUGAGCCCAUUGCGAGCACAGCACCUGAGCUUUCUGCUUUGGCAGCAGUGCCACGAGUGGGCCAAAGCUGGCGAGUGGGCCGUGCUCCUGAGGCAGUGCAGUCUGGAGCUGAUGGAUGGAGAACUGCCCUUCUGCACUUCCAAACCAGAGGAAAAAGCUAAAACAUGUCCUACAAAAGGAAUGUCUUUUGCUCCUGGUUCCCGUGUGGAGCAGCUCCCUUCCUGCUGGCUGAGCUGCUCAGGCAGAGCCCGGCAGCCCUUGGCCCGGCAGGGCUGAGGCUUUUCCCCAUUGCUGGGCACAGACUGAUGGAGCAGCACUGCUGAACAGAGGCACACAGAGGGACCAGCAGCAGCUGCCUUUGGCCACCUGAGGCUCCAAGGCCCAAACUCUGAGCAGCCAGGGCUGGAAGAGACUGGCAGGAUCUGAUCCCUGACUCUGGGCCAGGGCUGCACAAAUGACCCCACAGCAGCAGCAGCAGCAGCAGCAGCAGCACAUGGAGCUGACUUGGAGCACAGCCCCUGCCCCUCUUCCCUCCCGUGUGCAGCGGUGUCACAGCAGCCUGAGGCACCUGGGAGCCCCCAGUGUGGGGGGAGAUGGCAGCCCUGGGCUCCUGGAGGCUGUGGAAGGAACGGAGCU